CGGGCCGAGCGCAGGCUCGCGGCCUCUCCGGAGUCCUCGCGGCGCGCGGCGCUCCGGGCGGGCGGACGGAGGCACCGAGGGAUCCCGAGGGUCGCGCGGGCGUCCGGGGCGCGGGCCCCGACCUCCACCCGCGGGACGCUGCCCCUUUGGACGCCCAGGCGGCGGCCUCUUUGUGAGGGGCGGGGGCCGACCUGCCAGGGUGGGGCUGCUGCCAAGCAUGACGCCCACCCGGGGACCUGGCGCAGUGUCGGUGGCCGGGCCCGUGGGUCUCUUCCUUGUGCUUCUGGUCGGAGGCUGCGGGGCAGAAGAGCCGCCCAGAUUUAUCAAAGAACCCAAGGACCAAAUUGGCGUGUCGGGGGGCGUGGCCUCGUUCGUAUGCCAGGCCGCGGGCGACCCCAAGCCCCGGGUGACGUGGAACAAGAAGGGCAAGAAGGUGAACUCGCAGCGUUUCGAGACCAUCGAGUUUGACGAGAGCUCUGGAGCUGUGCUCAGGAUCCAGCCGCUCCGGACACCCCGGGAUGAGAACGUGUACGAGUGUGUGGCCCAGAACUCGGUCGGGGAGAUCACUGUCCACGCCAAGCUCACGGUCCUGCGAGAGGACCAGCUGCCCCCCGGCUUCCCCAACAUCGACAUGGGCCCCCAGCUGAAGGUGGUAGAGCGGACGCGGACGGCCACCAUGCUGUGCGCCGCCAGCGGGAACCCCGACCCCGAGAUCACCUGGUUUAAGGACUUCUUGCCAGUGGACCCCAGCGCCAGUGGCGGGCGCAUCAAGCAGCUGCGCUCAGGGGCCCUGCAGAUCGAGAGCAGUGAGGAGACGGAUCAGGGCAAAUACGAGUGCGUGGCCACCAACAACGCCGGCGUGCGCUACUCCUCCCCCGCCAACCUCUACGUGCGAGUGCGCCGCGUAGCCCCCCGCUUCUCCAUCUUGCCUGUGAGCCACGAGAUCAUGCCUGGCGGCAACGUGAACAUCACCUGCGUGGCUGUGGGCUCACCCAUGCCCUACGUGAAGUGGAUGCAGGGGGCCGAGGACCUGACGCCUGAGGAUGACAUGCCCGUGGGCCGGAACGUCCUGGAGCUCACCGACGUCAAGGACUCGGCCAAUUACACCUGUGUGGCCAUGUCCAGCCUGGGCGUGAUCGAGGCCGUGGCCCAGGUCACCGUGAAAUCGCUCCCUAAAGCCCCCGGGACCCCUGUGGUGACAGAAAACACAGCAACCAGCAUCACCGUCACCUGGGACUCGGGCAACCCAGAUCCCGUGUCGUACUACGUGAUUGAGUACAAGUCCAAGAGCCAGGAUGGGCCGUACCAGAUCAAAGAGGACAUCACCACCACGCGCUACAGCAUCGGCGGCCUGAGCCCCAACUCCGAGUACGAGAUCUGGGUGUCAGCUGUCAACUCCAUCGGCCAGGGCCCCCCCAGUGAGUCAGUGGUGACGCGCACAGGCGAGCAGGCCCCGGCCAGCGCCCCGCGGAACGUGCAGGCCCGCAUGCUGAGCGCCUCCACCAUGAUCGUGCAAUGGGAGGAGCCCGUGGAGCCCAACGGGCUCGUCCGUGGCUACCGCGUCUACUACACCAUGGAGCCUGAACACCCCGUGGGCAACUGGCAGAAGCACAACGUGGAUGACAGCCUGCUCACCACUGUGGGGUCCCUGCUGGAGGACGAGACCUACACCGUGCGCGUGCUUGCCUUCACCUCCGUGGGCGAUGGCCCACUGUCGGACCCCAUCCAGGUCAAGACACAGCAGGGGGUGCCCGGCCAACCCAUGAACCUGCGGGCCGAGGCCAAGUCCGAGACAAGCAUCGGGCUGUCGUGGAGCGCGCCACGGCAGGAGAGCAUCAUCAAGUACGAGCUGCUGUUCCGCGAGGGCGACCGCGGCCGCGAGGUGGGGAGGACCUUCGACCCCACGACGGCCUUCGUGGUGGACGACCUGAAGCCCAACACGGAGUACGCGUUCCGCCUGGCGGCGCGCUCGCCGCAGGGCCUGGGCGCCUUCACCGCCGCAGUGCGGCAGCGCACGCUGCAGUCCAAACCGUCCGCCCCCCCUCAAGACGUAAAAUGUACCAGCAUGCGCUCCACGGCCAUUCUGGUAAGUUGGCGCCCGCCGCCGCCGGACACGCACAACGGGGCCCUGGUGGGCUACAGCGUCCGCUACCGACCGCUGGGCUCCGAGGACCCGGAAGCCAAGGAGGUGAACGGCAUCCCCCCGACCACCACCCAGAUCCUGCUCGAAGCCCUGGAAAAGUGGACCGAGUACCGGAUCACCACCGUGGCGCACACCGAGGUCGGACCAGGGCCCGAGAGCUCGCCCGUGGUCGUCCGCACCGACGAGGACGUGCCCAGCGCGCCGCCGCGGAAGGUGGAGGCGGAGGCGCUCAACGCCACGGCCAUCCGCGUGCUGUGGCGCUCGCCCGCGCCCGGCCGCCAGCACGGCCAGAUCCGCGGCUACCAGGUCCACUACGUGCGCAUGGACGGCGCCGAGGCCCGCGGGCCGCCGCGCAUCAAGGACGUCAUGCUGGCCGAUGCGCAGGAAAUGGUCAUCAGCAACCUGCAGCCUGAGACGGCCUACUCCAUCACUGUGGCCGCCUACACCAUGAAAGGCGACGGCGCGCGCAGCAAGCCCAAGGUGGUGGUGACCAAGGGAGCAGUGCUGGGCCGCCCCACCCUGUCGGUGCAGCAGACCCCCGAGGGCAGCCUGCUGGCCCGCUGGGAGCCCCCGGCCGGCAGCGCCGACGACCCGGUGCUCGGCUACCGGCUGCGGUUCGGGCGCGAGGACGAGGCGGCGGCCACGCUGGAGCUGCCGGCCACACAGGCGCAGUUCGCGGCGCCUGCGCACAAGGGCGCCACCUACGUGUUCCGGCUGGCGGCACGCGGGCGCGGCGGGCUGGGUGAGGAGGCGGCGGCGGCGCUCAGCCUGCCCGAGGACGCGCCGCGCGGGCACCCGCGCAUCCUGGAGGCGGCGGGCAACGCCUCGGCCGGCACCGUGCUGCUGCGCUGGCUCCCGCCCGCGCCCGCCGAACGCAACGGCGCCAUCAUCAAGUACACCGUGGCCGUGCGCGAGGCCGGCGCGCCGGGGCCCGCGCGCGAGACGGAGCUGCCCGCGGCCGCCGAGCCCGGCGCCGAGGCGGCGCUCACGCUGCGCGGCCUGCAGCCCGACACGGCCUACGACCUGCAAGUGCGCGCGCACACGCGCCGCGGGCCCGGUCCCUACAGCCCCGCCGUGCGCUACCGCACCUUCCUGCGGGACCAAGUCUCGCCCAAGAACUUCAAGGUGAAGAUGAUCAUGAAGACGUCGGUGCUGCUGAGCUGGGAGUUCCCAGACAACUACAACUCCCCCACGCCCUACAAGAUCCAGUACAAUGGGCUCACACUGGAUGUGGAUGGCCGCACCACCAAGAAGCUCAUCACGCACCUCAAGCCACACACUUUCUACAACUUCGUGCUCACCAACCGCGGCAGCAGCCUGGGUGGCCUGCAGCAGACAGUCACUGCCUGGACCGCCUUCAACCUGCUGAGCAGCAAGCCCAGCAUUGCACCCAAGCCCGAUGCCGACGGCUUCAUCGUGGUCUACUUGCCCGAUGGCCAGAGCCCCGUGCCCGUGCAGAGCUACUUUAUCGUGAUGGUGCCACUGCGUAAGUCUCGUGGCGGCCAGUUCCUGACCCCGCUAGGCAGCCCAGAGGACAUGGACCUGGAGGAGCUGAUCCAAGACAUCUCCCGGCUGCAGAGGCGCAGCCUACGGCACUCUCGCCAGCUGGAGGUGCCCCGACCCUACAUUGCAGCCCGCUUCUCCGUCCUGCCCGCCAUCUUCCAUCCAGGGAACCAGAAACAAUAUGGUGGCUUUGACAACCGGGGCCUGGAGCCUGGCCACCGCUAUGUGCUAUUCGUGCUCGCUGUGCUGCAGAAGAGUGAGCCUACGUUUGCAGCCAGCCCCUUCUCAGACGCCUUCCAGCUGGACAACCCUGACCCCCAGCCCAUCGUGGACGGCGAGGAGGGCCUCAUCUGGGUGGUGGGGCCCGUGCUAGCCGUGGUCUUCAUCAUCUGCAUCGUCAUUGCCAUCCUGCUCUACAAGAACAAACCCGACAGUAAGCGCAAGGACUCGGAGCCCCGCACCAAAUGCCUGCUGAACAAUGCCGACCCUGCCCCCCACCACCCCAAGGACCCCGUGGAGAUGCGACGCAUUAACUUCCAGACGCCAGAUGCGGGCCUCAGCGGCCCCCUCGGGGAGCCAGGGUUCCACUUGGAAAGCAUGCUCAGCCACCCUCCCAUCCCCAUCGCCGACAUGGCCGAGCACACUGAGCGCCUGAAGGCCAACGACAGCCUCAAGCUCUCCCAGGAGUACGAGUCCAUCGACCCCGGACAGCAGUUCACAUGGGAACACUCCAACCUGGAGGUGAACAAGCCCAAGAACCGCUAUGCCAACGUCAUUGCCUAUGACCACUCCCGGGUCAUCCUGCAGCCCAUCGAAGGCCUUGUGGGCAGCGACUACAUCAAUGCCAACUACGUGGACGGCUACCGGCGGCAAAACGCCUACAUUGCCACGCAAGGGCCCCUGCCCGAGACCUUCGGCGACUUCUGGCGGAUGGUGUGGGAGCAGCGCUCCGCCACCAUCGUCAUGAUGACGCGGCUGGAGGAGAAGUCCCGGAUCAAGUGCGACCAGUACUGGCCCAACCGGGGCACCGAGACCUACGGCUUCAUCCAGGUCACGCUGUUGGACACCAUCGAGCUAGCCACAUUCUGCGUGCGCACCUUCUCCCUGCACAAGAAUGGCUCCAGUGAGAAACGCGAGGUCCGCCACUUCCAGUUCACGGCGUGGCCGGACCACGGGGUGCCCGAGUACCCCACGCCCUUCCUGGCCUUCCUGAGGAGGGUGAAGACCUGCAACCCGCCUGACGCGGGCCCCAUUGUGGUCCACUGCAGCGCCGGCGUGGGCCGCACCGGCUGCUUCAUUGUCAUCGACGCCAUGCUGGAGCGGAUCAGGCCUGAGAAGACAGUGGACGUGUAUGGCCACGUGACGCUCAUGCGCUCGCAGCGCAACUACAUGGUGCAGACGGAGGACCAGUACAGCUUCAUCCACGAGGCGCUGCUGGAGGCUGUGGGCUGCGGCAACACCGAGGUCCCCGCGCGCAGCCUCUACACCUACAUCCAGAAGCUGGCUCAGGUGGAGCCCGGGGAGCACGUCACCGGCAUGGAGCUGGAGUUCAAGCGCCUGGCCAACUCCAAGGCCCACACCUCCCGCUUUAUCAGUGCCAAUCUGCCUUGUAACAAGUUCAAAAACCGCCUGGUGAAUGUCAUGCCCUACGAGAGCACGCGCGUCUGCCUGCAGCCCAUCCGGGGCGUGGAGGGCUCCGACUACAUCAAUGCCAGCUUCAUCGAUGGCUAUAGGCAGCAGAAGGCCUACAUAGCGACACAGGGGCCUCUGGCCGAGAGCACUGAGGACUUCUGGCGCAUGCUGUGGGAGAACAACUCCACCAUCGUGGUCAUGCUCACCAAGCUGCGCGAGAUGGGCCGGGAGAAGUGCCACCAGUACUGGCCAGCCGAGCGGUCCGCCCGCUACCAGUACUUCGUGGUGGACCCCAUGGCCGAGUACAACAUGCCUCAGUACAUCCUGCGUGAGUUCAAGGUCACCGACGCCCGGGACGGCCAGUCGCGGACAGUGCGACAGUUCCAGUUUACGGACUGGCCGGAGCAGGGCGUGCCCAAAUCAGGUGAGGGCUUCAUCGACUUCAUCGGCCAGGUGCACAAGACCAAGGAGCAGUUCGGCCAGGACGGGCCCAUCUCCGUGCACUGCAGCGCUGGCGUGGGCAGGACCGGUGUGUUCAUCACGCUGAGCAUCGUGCUGGAGCGCAUGCGCUACGAGGGCGUGGUGGACAUAUUCCAGACCGUGAAGAUGCUGCGGACGCAGAGACCAGCCAUGGUGCAGACGGAGGACGAGUACCAGUUCUGCUACCAGGCGGCGCUGGAGUACCUCGGGAGCUUCGACCACUAUGCAACCUAAAGCCAUGGACCCGCCCGGCCCGGCCCGGCCGCCCGCACGCGCGACACCGGCUUGGUCUCCAGGAUGGGGCCCGGGGCGUCGGCGCCCCCACCCCGCCGCCCGCAGGCGCCUUCGAUACUUAGAACAUUCCUGAUCUCCUGACUCCGAACCCGCGGCCCGAGCCAGGACCGCACGGGGACCCCGCCGGGACCGCGCCACCGCCGCUCAGUCAUGUUUGGUUUGGUUUUGGUUUUUUUAAAUAGUGUAUUUUUUUUCACUUUUUUUCUUUUUAAAAAGACUUGCCGGUCAACGACGUGAAGACCCAUCUUGCUUAUUCAUAUUCCGUUCAAAGACAGUCUAUUUUUUCACGAUGGAGCCCCGCCCGCGGCGGCCGCAGGGGCCCGUGCCCCAGCCUCGGCCCGGCCGUCGAUGCCACCACCCGCCGUCCCUGCCGUCCCCGCUGCCCCGGAGACAAAGACUUCGGUGCCUGCCCUGCCUUCCUUCCCUUUUGGUUUUUUAAUUAAGUUUCAUGAGUACCAGGUUUUCAAGUCCCAGUCCAAGGCCGCGGCGGGCGCGGCCAAGCUGCGUCGCCCCAGGAGGGGACGGACGGAGGGACGCGGCCCAGCUCCUCCUGUGCGGCCCGCGCCCGCGGCGGGAGCCCGGCCGGGACUGGGGGCCCGCCCUGCCCCGCCCUGCCCCGCCCAAGCGCGGGUUUCCCUCUUUGUAUGCACGGAGCCCGCGGGCACCGCGCGUGUAUGUAGAUAAAUCGACUUUGUAUUAAAGGGAGAUGGUCCGACCGGG
Molecule: messenger RNA, 6772 nt
Organism: Perognathus longimembris pacificus (Pacific pocket mouse)
Lineage: Eukaryota; Metazoa; Chordata; Mammalia; Rodentia; Heteromyidae
Gene: Ptprs
Product: protein tyrosine phosphatase receptor type S
Exons: 34
Coding region: 218-5992 (1924 amino acids)
Biological process (GO): protein dephosphorylation
Molecular function (GO): protein binding; protein tyrosine phosphatase activity
Source: RefSeq, a predicted model, not a curated record